GGGGGAUCUGAGGGGACAGGUUUGGAAAGAUGAGCCCUUAGAAAGAAAAAGUUCCCAGGAUAGACACCAGAAAGAGAAAGAGGACAUCAAAGCCAAGAAGAAUGAGUUCUUGUACCAAUAUCUGUGGGGCCAAACAAGCACAGAAUACACCUGAGGGUGGAUAUCAACGCUAUGGAGUCCGAUCCUACUUGCAUCAGUUUUAUGAGGACUGUACAGCUUCCAUUUGGGAGUAUGAGGAUGAUUUUCAGAUCCAGAGAUCACCUAAUAGGUGGAGCUCGGUUCUCUGGAAGGUCGGACUCAUCUCUGGCACAGUCUUCCUGAUCUUAGGGUUGACCGUUCUGGCAGUGGGCUUUCUGGUGCCCCCCAAAAUAGAAGCCUUUGGAGAGGGAGAUUUUGUAAUGGUGGAUUCCCAGGCCAUUCAGUUUAAUGGAGCACUAGACAUCUGUAAGCUGUCGGGAGCUGUUUUAUUUUGUAUUGGAGGAAUGACCAUGGCUGCGUGCCUAUUGAUGUCUGCUUUUGCAAAAAGCUACUCCAAAGAAGAAAAAUACCUUCAGCAGAAGUUCAAAGAGAGAAUAGCAGACAUCAAAGCUCAUGCCCAGCCCAUCACAAAAGCUCCAGCCCCAGGGGAAACCAAGAUACCAGUCACUUUGUCCAGAAUUCAUAACAUCCAGCCUUUAUCAGAAACCUGAAGCUUUAUUCUGCCUCCCUUCUGUAAUUUAGACAUAUCAGUUAAAUGGGAGAACAUCACCUUUGGUAAUGGCAAGAAUAUGGCGUGUCACACACCAGUGGGCAGCAGCCACCGCCACCAGCUCUGAGGGAAAGCUGAGCAGAACUCAGAGCCAUUUGUUUCAGGCUUCAGAACAACGCAUACAUUCCACUCUUUAUGAUGUGUUUUUCCCUUUACUAAACUGGGAGACCCCACAGAAAUACUUUUUGACAUCCUGUGACUUCAUUGUCAUUUUCUGUGUUCUUUGAAAGUGCUAUACAAUUUUAGACCAGCCUUACUAGUGGUCAACACCCAACCUAAGGAUAAUGUGGUCUGGUUUCAUUUUUUUUAUUUUUUCCUGCUUAGUACUGUUUUCAGUUCCAUCCCUACCGAGUAGUAUAAGAUAUUGUCAAGUACAUUCAUGGAGAAACUGGUUUUCCUUAUUCUGACCUACAGCUUUACCUUUUAACUGUAUUACUUAACAUGAGGCUCCUCAUAUUAGACUCAAAUUUAUCACUCUCCCUUAUGGAUCCUAUGUGCCCUUGGAUUUCUUUGAGCAAAAAUGAUAAAAAAAAAAAAUCACCCAGUUGAGGAUCACUAGACAAUAUGAGCACAGUUGAAUGAAAAAUGAACAAAUAAAAAACAGCACUUGAAGUAAGGAAUCUGGAAUUCUAUUCCCUACUGCACCACUAAUUCACUUGGGUGACUCUGGGCAUUUCUCUAGGCCUCACUACAAUUUAUCUAUGAAAUGAGGGGAGUUGGACUAAAUAAUCUUUAAGGCCCUUUCCAGCUUUCAAUUCUUUGAUUAUUGUACACCAUAUGUGAUUUAUCCUCCUCCUCUGGGGUUUGUUUCAAUGUGUUUGUUCCUCAGACCAGUGUCAUUCUUUCACACCUUGACUCAUUGAAAGCCACAGAUUUGAGGUUCAUUGGUAACCUGUAUCCUGUUAUGUUCUAUUGACAAGGUAUCUCAAUACUUGACUUUAACUUGAUACUGAAAGAAGUUUAUACAAUGCUGUCAUAUUUUUAUAAAGACUAAAGAAAGCCAUCCUCAAAUAAGAAAUCUCUGUGAAGAUACUAACCUGAAAAGGAUUUUCCUUCACAGACAACAAAUUUUAUUUUCCUUGAAAGGAAGUCAUCUCCUCCCUUUGCGCUUUAAUUUAAUCUGUGGAUUUAAAUUAGGCUGUGAAAUGGAAGGUAUGACCAUGGUAUCCUCUCAAAAAUCCUCUCAAAAAAAAGCCAACUUAUAUUGCUAUUUUUGAAUGGAUAAAUAAAAUAUAUGAAUGA
Molecule: messenger RNA, 1990 nt
Organism: Phascolarctos cinereus (koala)
Lineage: Eukaryota; Metazoa; Chordata; Mammalia; Diprotodontia; Phascolarctidae
Gene: NRSN1
Product: neurensin 1
Biological process (GO): nervous system development
Cellular component (GO): neuron projection; transport vesicle; neuronal cell body
Source: RefSeq, a predicted model, not a curated record